Laccaria bicolor S238N-H82 is the source of this 2556-nucleotide messenger RNA. RefSeq lists its product as uncharacterized. Gene Ontology annotation, cellular component: nuclear origin of replication recognition complex. Gene Ontology annotation, molecular function: ATP binding; chromatin binding; ATP hydrolysis activity. The coding region runs from base 1 to 2556 and encodes 851 amino acids. Gene Ontology annotation, biological process: DNA replication initiation; mitotic DNA replication checkpoint signaling. The record is from RefSeq and is a predicted model, not a curated record. The transcript has 8 exons. Lineage: Eukaryota; Fungi; Basidiomycota; Agaricomycetes; Agaricales; Hydnangiaceae.
AUGACCCCUCCUCCCCCUCAAACUCCAACGCGUCGCUCAAAGCGGUUCCAACCAUUAGCAACACCUUCUAGGAAACAUAAUGUGACCGGCCAUCUCAACUGUUCAUGGGAGGGCGAGCCAAUCCACACGAGGCCAACAAUUCCAGCGCUAGACCUUCUUCAGGACGAGCAAGAAGAGCUAGAGGAAAAUACGGAUCAAGGGUCUAUAGAAACUGUCUUUUAUAGCGCGUUUUGCAUGAGAAGUCAGAAGGCUCGGCAAUACAGGGGAGAAAAACGGACUAGCAGCAGUGGCCAGGAGACUUUUCGAGUUGGGGACACCGUAACUAUUGAGACGGACACGUUCUACAGGAAACGGAAGCCGCCCAGUGUUGCUGUUAUUGUGUCUAUGUGGUAUACUAGGUCCAAGGGAGAAAAUGACGGAGAGGCGGAGCUCGAUUCCAGCAAGUUCAGGUUGAGGGUGCACUGGUUCCUGCGGCCAACUGAAAUGCCCAGCAUACGCGCAAAGAGGGAGCACAAAGAGAAUGAGAUAUAUUACACUCUUGACUCUAGCGAGGUUCUCGUCCCGGAAGUUAUCAUUUCACACUGCAGUGUCAAGAACGAUCCACCCUCCAGCUCCGUUAGCAAGGGAAAGAAGAAGGCGGCAUUGCCUGCUACAACAAGCAAGCGUGGCGUCACGAGACGGAGUGGCAUUGAGCCUGUGGGAGUCGACACCGACGCCGAUUUUAAUUGCCAUCUCGCAGUCGACUCCUAUCGAGGACUAUUCUUCGACCUUGACUGGGAAAAACAUCAACAACAUGCUCUUCAAAUUGCGAAAUCACCAUCUGACAAGCUAAAAUAUGGGGAUGGUGUCGUCUGGAAUGUGAACGCUCGUCUGCCAAAAAGCGGAACUUCAAAGCCGGCUACACGCCCACAGAAAAAAUCCAAACUGAUUAAUGAUGAAACGGCGGUGCGAUCGAAGGAAGACGAAGAUAGUCAAGAUGGGUUCGAGCCUGAAGAUGAAGCCGAAGAAGCCGACGAGGACGACGAGUUUGAAGCUGAGGAUGUUGAUGAAAUGUCAGGGCAGGAUACCGGUGAAGACUCAGAGAACGAUUUUGCUGAGCCCACCACCCCAUCCAAGACCCGGAAGCGCAAACGAACCACUAACCCGCGUACUCCGCGAAAACAACGCCGAACUUUGGUCCAGCCGACACCUCAUUCCAAAGCUGCGCUACAACACCGCUCCAGACUGAGCAAAGGCUCAGCCUCGCCACGUAAACGUCAAGGAGCAUCAUUCCCUGUUCGUCCGCAAAAAUUGGAUUUCAAGACAGAUCUAUCACACCUUCCCCGCGACCCAUGGAUCCGGGCUAUGCAUGUCCUACACGUGGGAAGCAGGCCAGAUGCUCUUCCUUGUCGCGAAGAAGAGUACAGUAAAGUGCUGAGGUGCGUUGGUGAGUUGCUGGAGGAAGGAAGUGGAGGUUGUGUUUACAUUUCUGGGGUGCCGGGAACUGGAAAGACGGCCACAGUACACACAGUCAUUCGUGAACUUAAGAGGAUGGCGAAAGCUAAUGAAACCAAUCCAUUUACCUACGUUGAAAUCAACGGGCUCAAGAUUCCUGAGCCCCCAGUUGCAUACAGUUUGCUGUGGGAAGCUGUGUCUGGCCACGAUGUCGAAACAGAAGGGCAUCUACGAAUUGGUCCAAAAGAGAGCCUAAAGGCGCUCAUGCACCAUUUUACCGGCCGAGCUCGUGGGCCGGGUGGCCACGCAUGCGUCGUGCUCAUGGAUGAGCUGGAUCAACUAGUAACGGCUAAGCAAGAUGUGGUGUAUAACUUUUUCAACUGGCCAACAUUAGUUGGCAGUAAACUCAUCGUCAUCGCUGUUGCUAAUACGAUGGACCUACCAGAGAGAGUCAUGACUGGCCGGGUUCGCAGCCGACUCGGCAUGGUCCGGAUUAAUUUCCAGCCUUAUACGACGCCUCAGCUUGAGCAGAUUGUCCAGGCGCGAUUGGCGUCUGCAAAAGAAGGUACGACUGGGCCAGAAGAGACGCGUGACGUUAUCUCGCGCGAUGCCAUCAAGUUAGCGGCCAUGAAAGUCAGUCGAAUAACUGGAGAUGCCAGAAGGGUAUUGGACAUUUGCAGGCGAGUGGUGGAACUCGCGCGCGUUACAAAAACAACCGCAAAAGGGGAGCAAGUCAACGAAGUUGUUGCAGUAAUGCAGAAUAGCCCUACGGCUGCAUAUCUCCGUGAUUGCAGUUUUCACGAACGAAUGAUGCUUGCCUCGCUAGUCAAAUGUGUCAAGCGCGAGGGAGUCGAAGAGAUAAAAUGGGGAGAGGUACAACAUCAGCACGUAAUAUAUAUGAACGUUCUGACGUCAGAAGACGAUCCACCACGGAAGCCGACAGCCAGUGAGCUGACAAUGGUUCUUGACUCGUUGGUUGCGUCGCGGGCUGUUGUGGUUGAAGAUGCGUGGAGAAAGGCAGAAGGGGAGCGACGAUUACUGUUAAACUUGGAGCAGAUUGAGGUGGAGAGGGUGCUGAGUGAUGUCGGUGGUGUGAGAUGGAAGAAUGUACUGAGCGGUUGA